AUGGGAAAUCAUGCCCCGCCAAUUCCUGAACUCCUUCCAACCUACUUUGUCAUCGCAACAGAAACUCAUGCCACCAAAAGCUGGUACAGCUGCAGACUUGGCUCGAGCGUCGCUUAUUUUGCUGCUCGAACAAACUGCCCAACUGCCGCUCUCAGCAGCUCGGCAUAUUUAGGCGAUACAGCUUGCUGGGCUGAAACGUUUUUGAGCCCUCACGCCUCCAAGCUUCCUUCUACGACAUGGCAUCGCCUCAACUCGGGUUGA
This is a messenger RNA of Protopolystoma xenopodis, 261 nucleotides long. The record is from the annotation of a GenBank genome assembly. NCBI's taxonomy places the organism in Eukaryota, Metazoa, Platyhelminthes, Monogenea, Polystomatidea, Polystomatidae.